AUGGUAGCGUCGGAGAACGACAGCGAGAGGACCUCAAGUGCCUCGAGCGAGGUCGUCAAAGAGGUGGUGCAUGACUGCGCUCAAAGAAGCAGAGCGAAGGAGCUUCAUCUGAUCGCUAGGGAGAUUAAAGAGCUCGAGAUGUUGAUAAUGGCGGAUGCUCCGGAGACCAGAAAAAUGACUCAACAACCAAAGCCCCAGAGAUUAGACACGGAGGAUGAAUCAAUCACGAAGGAAUUCUUCCAUCUGCUCGAGAUUGGAGACGACAAGAAGGAGCUCAAGAACGGCGAGCACAACCUCGCCGAUCUUAGUCCAACCGAUGACCUCAUUCCAGAUCUCGGAAAGAACUUGGGUUGCAUAGUUCAAACAAGCGACGGGGGCUACUUAGCGUCGAUGAAUCCUUUCCACGCGCCGGUGUCAAAAACAGAUACCCCUAAGCUUGCCAUGCAAAUUUCUAGAGAGUUGAUCGUCGGAGACGACAAGUCGGCGACUGGGUUCCAAGUGUUCCAGAGGCUGGCCCUGUUGGGACCAGAAGAACUGUGUUCCUUGACAGCCAUGGAGGAUCUGACGGGCAAGACAGCAGAGCAGAUGGCGUUCGAGGGCAUCGCAUCUGCCAUAAUAAGUGGCCGGAACAAGGAAGGAGCGAGCUCCAGCAUGGCCGCCAGGUCGAUCGCGGCGGUCAAAAAGAUGGCUGUAGCGAUGAACAAGGGAAGAAAAGAGAGAGCUUCGAGUGAGGAAGCGAUGACUCUGGAUGAAGUCUUGUUCGUUGCCCUGCAUAAGAUGGAGGCCAUGGCCGUGGACGCCCUCAAAAUCCAGGCUGACAUGAGCGAUGAAGAAGCUCCCAUGGAAGCUCCACCUUCCGAUAACACUCUAAAUUUGGUCCUUAAACAUGAGGAUUGCUGCAUGAACUGCAGCAGAGCUACAAUUGUAGUGGUGAUUCAACUGAGAGCUCCAUUGAGGGGGUACGAGGCAGUGGGAGCUCCCAUGAUAGCCAUGGUGCAAGCCUUGGCAGAGGAUCAGCUGGGUGAAGUAGUGGAGGAGGAGAGGAGCUUCAAGUUGGAGAGUGUUCAUGUGGGAGGGCUCAAGUUGGGCUCCAACAGUAAGGCGACUGCAUGGGAUGGAGAGAAGCAGAGGUUGACGGCCAAGCAAUGGCUAGUGGAGAAUGGAGCAGGGAAGGCAGGAGGUGGGAGAAGGACGAGGAAGCAGCAAGCCAAGAGGAACCAAGAUUUCAUGUGGAGCAUUUCUUCGAGUUUCAUGGCUAGUGCAUGGCUGAAGCACGUCAGAAACCCAAAUUUAAUCACAGUUUCCUCGUAA
Zingiber officinale is the source of this 1311-nucleotide messenger RNA. RefSeq names its product protein PLASTID MOVEMENT IMPAIRED 1-like. Bases 1 to 1311 code for a protein of 436 amino acids. The record is from RefSeq and is a predicted model, not a curated record. Lineage: Eukaryota; Viridiplantae; Streptophyta; Magnoliopsida; Zingiberales; Zingiberaceae. The transcript has a single exon.